Molecule: messenger RNA, 5001 nt
Organism: Nomascus leucogenys (northern white-cheeked gibbon)
Lineage: Eukaryota; Metazoa; Chordata; Mammalia; Primates; Hylobatidae
Gene: SYK
Product: spleen associated tyrosine kinase
Biological process (GO): protein phosphorylation; positive regulation of cell adhesion mediated by integrin; positive regulation of B cell differentiation
Cellular component (GO): extrinsic component of cytoplasmic side of plasma membrane; cytoplasm
Molecular function (GO): signaling receptor binding; ATP binding; non-membrane spanning protein tyrosine kinase activity
Source: RefSeq, a predicted model, not a curated record
AGGAAGAGCCGCGGGCCCGGCGGCUGAGGCCACCCCGGCGGCGGGAGAGCGAGAAGGAGCGCGUUGCCCCGCGCUGCGCCCGCCCUCGCCUCACCUGGCGCAGGUGGACACCUGCGCGGGUGUGUGGCCUCCCGGCCCCUGAAGCAUGGCCAGCAGCGGCAUGGCUGACAGCGCCAACCACCUGCCCUUCUUUUUUGGCAACAUCACCCGGGAGGAGGCAGAAGAUUACCUGGUCCAAGGGGGCAUGAGUGAUGGGCUCUAUUUGCUGCGCCAGAGCCGCAACUACCUGGGCGGCUUUGCCCUGUCCGUGGCCCACGGGAGGAAAGCACACCACUACACCAUUGAGCGGGAGCUGAACGGCACCUACGCCAUCGCCGGCGGCAGGACCCACGCCAGCCCCGCCGACCUCUGCCACUACCACUCCCAAGAGUCUGAUGGCCUGGUCUGCCUCCUCAAGAAGCCCUUCAACCGGCCCCAAGGAGUGCAGCCCAAGACUGGGCCCUUUGAGGACUUGAAGGAAAACCUCAUCAGGGAAUAUGUGAAGCAGACAUGGAACCUGCAGGGUCAGGCUCUGGAGCAGGCCAUCAUCAGUCAGAAGCCUCAGCUGGAGAAGCUGAUCGCCACCACAGCCCAUGAAAAAAUGCCUUGGUUCCAUGGAAAAAUCUCUCGGGAAGAAUCUGAGCAAAUUGUCCUGAUAGGAUCAAAGACAAACGGAAAGUUCCUGAUCCGAGCCAGAGACAACAACGGCUCCUACGCCCUCUGCCUGCUGCACGAAGGGAAGGUGCUGCACUAUCGCAUUGACAAAGACAAGACAGGGAAGCUCUCCAUCCCUGAGGGAAAGAAGUUCGACACGCUCUGGCAGCUAGUUGAGCAUUAUUCUUAUAAAGCAGAUGGUUUGUUAAGAGUUCUUACUGUCCCAUGUCAAAAAAUCGGCACACAGGGAAAUGUUAAUUUUGGAGGCCGUCCACAACUUCCAGGUUCCCAUCCUGCGACUUGGUCAGCGGGUGGAAUAAUCUCAAGAAUCAAAUCAUACUCCUUCCCAAAGCCUGGCCACAGAAAGCCGUCCCCUGCCCAAGGGAACCAGCAAGAGAGUACCGUGUCGUUCAAUCCAUAUGAGCCAGAACUUGCACCCUGGGCUGCAGAAAAAGGCCCCCAGAGAGAAGCCCUACCCAUGGACACAGAGGUGUACGAGAGCCCCUACGCAGACCCCGAGGAGAUCAGGCCCAAGGAGGUUUACCUGGACCGAAAGCUGCUGACGCUGGAAGAUAAAGAACUGGGCUCUGGUAAUUUUGGAACUGUGAAAAAAGGCUACUACCAAAUGAAAAAAGUUGUGAAAACAGUGGCUGUGAAAAUACUGAAAAAUGAGGCCAAUGACCCUGCUCUUAAAAAUGAGUUAUUAGCAGAAGCAAAUGUCAUGCAGCAGCUGGACAACCCGUAUAUCGUGCGCAUGAUCGGGAUAUGUGAGGCCGAGUCCUGGAUGCUGGUUAUGGAGAUGGCAGAACUUGGUCCCCUCAAUAAGUAUUUGCAGCAGAACAGACAUGUCAAGGAUAAGAACAUCAUAGAACUGGUUCAUCAGGUUUCCAUGGGCAUGAAGUAUUUGGAGGAGUGCAAUUUUGUGCACAGAGAUCUGGCUGCAAGAAAUGUGUUGCUAGUUACUCAACAUUAUGCCAAGAUCAGUGAUUUCGGACUUUCCAAAGCACUGCGUGCUGACGAAAGCUACUACAAGGCCCAGACCCAUGGAAAGUGGCCUGUCAAGUGGUACGCUCCAGAAUGCAUCAACUACUACAAGUUCUCCAGCAAAAGCGAUGUCUGGAGCUUUGGAGUGUUGAUGUGGGAAGCAUUCUCCUAUGGGCAGAAGCCGUAUCGAGGGAUGAAAGGAAGUGAAGUCACCGCUAUGUUAGAGAAAGGAGAGCGGAUGGGGUGCCCUGCAGGGUGUCCAAGAGAGAUGUACGAUCUCAUGAACCUGUGCUGGACGUACGAUGUGGAGAACAGGCCCGGAUUUGUAGCAGUGGAACUGCGGCUGCGCAAUUACUACUAUGACGUGGUGAACUAACCGCUCCCGCACCUGUCGGUGGCUGCCUUUGAUCACAGGAGCAAUCACAGGAAAAUGUAUCCAGAGGAAUUGAUUGUCAGCCACCUCCCUCUGCCAGUCGGGAGAGCCAGCCUUGAAUGGAACAUGCCCGUGACUUGUCACCCAAAGCCUGUCCCAGGACUCACCCUCCACAAAGCAAAGGCAGUCCCGGGAGAAAAGACGGAUGGCAGGAUCCAAGGGGCUAGCUGGAUUUGUUUGUUUUCUUGUCUGUGUGAUUUUCAUACAAGUUAUUUUUACAAUCUGUUUCCAAAUCCCUUUCAUGUCUUUCCCCUUCUCUGGUUCCUGGGGUGCAUUUGUUACUCAUCGGGCCCAGGGACAUUGCAGAGUGGCCUAGAGCACUCUCACCCCAAGCAGCCUUUUCCAAAUGCCCAAGGAUGCCUUAGCAUGUGACUCCUGAAGGGAAAGCAAAGGCAGAGGAAUUUGGCUGCUUCUAUGGCCAUGAGACUGAUCCCUGGCCACUGAAAAGCUUUCCUGACAAUAAAAAUGUUUUGAGGCUUUAAAAAGAAAAUCAAGUUUGACCAGUGCAGUUUCUAAGCAUGUAGCCAGUUAAGGAAAGAAAAAAAAAAAAAAAAGCCUGGAUACUGCUUUUGCUGUCUCUGUUAUGAGAUGAAAGGCUUACAUGUUUGUGAUAAAAGGGGACCAUUUGAAUGAAUUGGCUUGGCUUACUUUCCCCCUGAAAUCCUCUCUCCUGCAGACUGUCUUGAAGACCUAGUGACUGGUAAAUAAAGCCCUGUAUGGAGGCUGCACAGCAGGGGCAAGAGGCCCGUCCCCCAGCGUCUCACUGAGGACAGCUUCGGGCUGCCUUCCCCUGGACGUGGUCCACACCUUCCUCUCCUCCACAGAGAGGGUGCUGCCAGAAUCCCCUGUUAAUUUCUGUGUCUGUAAUGGGGGGACAGCACAGGGAUCAAAGCCAUCUAAAGACUUUCCAAAGAAAGUAUUAAUUCAGAACAAGCCAAAGAUCCUGAGCCUCAUCACAAAUAGGCCUUUUGGAGUGUGAAUUUGAGUUGAAGAUACGAGACCGGAGAAUGAUUUUCUGGUCUUAACUAAUCCUUGUCUUCAUGUUUGAUCUUAAAGAAGUCAUCACCCAUUGAUUUCAGUUUUGCUGUACCUCUUGAAAGUUAAAGAGACAUCUCAGCACUUUAGGAGGCCGAGGCGGGUGGAUCACUUGAGGUAAGGAGUUUGAGACCAGCCUGGCCAAUAUGGUAAAACCCCAUCUCUACUAAAAAUACAAAAAUUAGCUGGGCGUGGUGGCAUGCGUCUGUAGUCCCAACUACUCGGGAGGCUGAGGCAGGAGAAUCACUUGAACCCAAGAAACGGAGGUUGCAGUGAGCCGAGAUUGCGCCACUGCACUCCAGCCUGGGCAUCACAGCGAGACUCUGUCAAAAAAAAAUAAAAAAUAAAAAAAAACUUAAAGAGAUAAUUUAGCCAUCAUUCUUAUGCCAGCAGAUAUAAAUAAACUUGGACCCAUCCAGUCUUCAGCUAAACCUGAGACAUUUUAAAGUGCAUGGACAGCCAUGGACAGCAGGCCCGCCACUAACAGGAGAUGCAAGGCAUGGAGCAAGACAAUCAGUACCCAUGCUCAGCCACAGAAGACAGGAGUCACUCAUAUAACUUGUGUUUAGAAGUUUUUGGAAGCCACGCACACUUUUUGAAAUCACACUAUCUGGUGGUUUAAUCAUAUUUUUAAAGACAGAAUCCCUGAGUUCUGAGCAGAUUCUCAAAACACAUUUAGAAUCCCUGAAAUUAGAAAGAUCAAUGACAAAAUAUCUGUCAGCCAGGCCACAAACAGGUGUAGAAUUAUGAAAGGAGUGGUUGGAUGUGCCAAGUUUGGUACAGUGGUGACUGCAUCUGAGAAAGAGGCUGUGAGGCUGAAUUCUUGGUGGCUUCCUUCUGUAACUUCCAGAGGGAGUCUUCAACACAGGCCCCAUGCUCGUAGGAAUACAGUAGCACCUAUGUAGGAAGUGCGUGGAGUUUUCUCUCUUCUGUCUGUGUGAUUUUUGGCCUUUUUAUCAGCACUUCUCCCCUCCCAGGAGCCUGGGGAUGCCAAACAUCCAGAAUGUGAUGGGGCAAGAUGGGGGCAGGGGCCUCACCUCCCUGCAGAGGUCCGGCCGGGUCUCCUUGUCCCUGGACAAUCUCCUGAGCCUCUCCGCUUGGUGGAGCAGGCACCUGUGUGCAGAAUUCCCACUGUGGCCAGCACGAGGAAGUCUUUUCUAGUGAAAAUGUGUCCUGUGGUCAGGAAUAAUUAUCCUUCCCCCUGCAGCCACCAAGGAGGGCAAAUAGAGAAAGGUAACUUAAUUGAAGGAUUGGUCAUGUGAAAAGGGCUACAUUUGGGAAGCUGGGAAAGGCCUCCAGGCUUCUACAGCAGCUAGCUUGGGCUGGAUUCUCACACCCAGGCUGCCCCUUGGAUUGUUCUACCCAAGCUUUUCCCUGGGGUCUGGGCUCACUCCAUAAGGUAAGGUGCCUUUUACCUUAUGGUCCUUCUUUAGCAGGGAACAAAGGAGCAUCAUGGACAGGCUGCCCUAGUGGCAUCACAUUGGCUACUGAGGCCAUGAAUAUCUUGUCCCCCAGCAGGGCCGAGUGUUUCUAUUACAGAAAACAGUGCGUUCAGUGGUGAAAAUCGUUGCAUGCAUGUUUUCAUCUGAGCAUGUCCUUCUCCCAUACUCCCUAUCAGCCAGCUCUGCCUGUAGUUGCUGGAUGGUGAUUGCACUUGGACAUCAGUCCAACGACUGCAAGUCGGCCUGGAUUUUCACUUGCAGAGGCGACAGCUGCAUUGUCAGGCCUCCCAGCCCUGCAGAGGGCUCCCUCCACUGGUUAGCAGUGUGUCGUGUUUUCCAUUCAUUUCAGAAGAGCUACAUUGUGUCACUGGACAUUUUUAAAAACUGGGAUUUUUAAUAAAAAUUUAAAAUUUG